AUGGCAGAGAUGGAAUUGGCGCCAUCAUUACGCGUUGUGGCAGUUAAAGGCACUUCUGCUCGAAGUCCCGCUCAUUUUGCCCUCAAAGAUAACGUUUUAGCUUACACUGCAGGCGGAGGCAUAGUCGUAAGCCAUUUGGACACUAACGCCCAAAUCCAGAGCCAAAGAAUAUACGUGGCGAACUCCGUGGUUGAUGGAGGCAGCACAAACAGUCUAAGCCAGACAUUUUUCGAUCUUUCGCGAGAGCAGGACCAGAAAAGGGACGCCUAUGGCUUUCCUAUAAGCCCAAUUCCAGUGACAUACGACGGAAGCGGUAAGGACGGAAACGAGCCAUUGAAAACACGGUCUUCUUUUGAAUCCUCAGAAAGCCCACUGGGCCUGUCCAGCGCCAAGAUGAAAGAUAAAGUGAGAGCAGUAAGCUGCUUGGCUCUCUCGCCCAAUAAGAAACUCUUGGCUGUUGGAGAAUCGGGCUACCGUCCCAGAAUCUUGUUGUAUUCUUUGGCUCCAGAUGCUACAGGCCUGCCUUUUGCUGUGAUCCACGAGCACAACUUUGGUGUGCGGCAUUUGGCCUUUUCCCCAGAUCUGAAGUACUUUUGCUCACUAGGAAACAUUUCCGAUGGGUUUCUUCACGUAUGGAAAUACUCAGCGAAUGCCAUCUCUCUUAAAGCAGGAAAUAAAUGCUCUUCUGUGAUUAAUGAUCUUAUUUGGCAUGAUAAUGGAUCUGAAUAUGGACAAAUUAUUGCCUUGGGUCUACGUUUCCUCAAAUGUUGGACAUACGAACCUUCAGAGAGCAAUGGGUCCAAGAUUUCCGUUCUUAAAGGCCGUCCCACAGUUCUUGGGAAGUAUUUGCCCUUAAAUUUUAAGGAAGCGUCUCUGGUGAAUACUGAUGAGAUUCUCUUGACCGAUGGAAACAUUUUGUUUGUGUACUCCCCCGAGGCAUCCACGCUAGUUCCAGUUCUAUACCAGCCUUCGGGGCUCAACGGACUUCUGAUCAACUUUUCAAGUCAGAAAGUUUAUUAUUUCGAUGACUCUUCGGAAUUUCACACUUUGCACUUGAGCGAUUUGAAAGUCAUCGCAGACCCACAACUACCUAGCUCACCCACAAGGUCUCCAGGCGAACUAUCAAGGAAUUUACUUAAUCUAUCCGUCACUGCUGAUCUGGGUCCCUCUAAGGUGAUUAAAGCAUUUACAUAUGACGACGAAAAUUUGUUGUAUCUAACCAACCAUGAAACCAUCUGCAUAUUCAACAAGCAAAAAGAGACUUCACAUUCUGCAAUCGGAGCCCCAAAUAAAGCACUUACAGGAAUGAAAAGAUCCACAUCGGGAGACAUCCUUGUCUUUUCAAAGGAUGGUGACGUUUCUCUUCUUUUGCCUGACAACACAUUUCAAAAUUUGUUCAAUCAUACAUUACCGAAAGUCGAAACUAUAGCCAAUGAACUUACAGCUGUUGAAUACUUCAAAGACUACUUGUUUAUCGGGGAUAAGUUUGGGCAGUUGACCAUUUGCGACCGAACGGAUAAUUCCUGGAAGACUGUUUUUCAACUCAAAGCUCACGCCUCUACAAUAAACCAUCUUGCAUCUUUUGAGGUGGGCAAGUACAUUGGUCUUUGCAGUAUCUCGCGAGACCGAAUGAUCCAACUUUUCGUUUGCAAUGAAGGUUCGUGGUCCUUGCUACAGACCUUACCUACUCAUAAUGGAAAUCUCCUUGAUGUGCGAAUACUGGCUUCAAAUCUAUUCGUGUGCUCUGCUGACAGGACAGUUUCCAUUCAUGAACUCAAAGAAGUGCCAGAUCAAUCCGGCCAAGAAACGAUUUCAGUUACUCAAAAAAGAAUCUUGAUUUUGAAAAGUACUCCACUUGCUAUGAGCUUAAGCUCUUCUGAGCUUUAUGUUUCCACAAAUGACAAGAGCAUCAUUGUUUAUGAUUUGAGCUCUCUAGAACAAAAGAGAGUGCUCAAACCCUAUACCGAUAAACACAAUGAGUCAUUAAACGCAGAGGAUUUCUUACUCUUGCCGAAAACUUUGAUCGCUAUUGCAUCGUCUGACCGCUCACUUCGUUUGUUCAAUUCUGUAUCGGGAAAACAUGUUUCGGUGGGCUGGGGCCAUUCGGAACCAAUUCUAGGUUUAAUAGAGAGAGACGAUUCCAUUUUGUCUUUGGGAGCUGAUGGAUGUCUAUUUGAAUGGAUCAUUGAUUCGAACUCGAACGAAACUCUUGGAACACAUCUCGACUCCCCAUCUAAAGACACCACUCCAGAAGCUUCGCCUCUAUAUGGUAAAGUUGCAAGGAAGAUUAUACCUACGCCGCAGUCCCUGACCUAUCUGUUGUCUCCAAGGAGGCAACCAAAGUUUGAUGAGAAUUUGCCAUCGGAACCUGAAUCGCCUACUCCUAAACUUACGAGUGCAACGCUUAAAAGACUCGAGGCUAAAAGAUUGAGUGCGGGAACAUAUGGAACUACGAGCAAAACCUCUCCCAGUUCCAGCAUUAGGACCCAAAGAUUACCUUACUCAUCAACUAAUUCCUCGUCUAUUGCUCGAGCUGCUUUGCGAAGCCCUCUGCCCAAAGUAUCUCUUGAAAGGGGCUCUCCGUCAUCUCAAAAAAAAUCUCCGUUCGCUUCGCCUUCUUCACGUCGUUCUACUUUUGCUCCAAAAGCUGUGUCGCCUUUAAGACUUUCUCAACCAUCCCAGACAAACGAUACACCUUCCUUUUCCAACCUUGAGUCCACAAACUUUGCAGCACCAUCUUUGCCGCCACCUUCUCAUGCUCAAGAAUCUGAUGCCUUAGAAAGAGCUCUAGCUUACUUGGCAAUCAUAAAAUCACAUGUUGAAAAGCAUGUAUUUUCCCAGACAGAACAACAACGCCUACAAGCAGAAAUGAAAGGUAUUAUGAAUAUAUUGGGGACGCAUAAUACAAGGAGUGAGGAAGAUAUCUUAGAGGAUUACAGCUCUAAGUUAUUGGCAUUGAUGGCGCAGAAGAUAAGCAAAUAG
Clavispora lusitaniae ATCC 42720 is the source of this 2982-nucleotide messenger RNA. RefSeq lists its product as uncharacterized. NCBI's taxonomy places the organism in Eukaryota, Fungi, Ascomycota, Pichiomycetes, Serinales, Metschnikowiaceae. Gene Ontology annotation, molecular function: protein binding. The record is from RefSeq and is a predicted model, not a curated record.